AUGGCAGAGCUUUUGCAAAAUCCGAAGGACAUGAAGAUCGUACAAGAUGAGUUACAAGAAGUCGUAGGUCUAAACAACAUUGUUGAAGAAUACCAUCUCCCAAAAUUACAAUAUCUAGAUGUGGUGAUUAAGGAAACAUUUCGGUUACACCCUCCAAUUCCUCUUUUGAUACCACGAUCUCCAAAUGAAUCAUGCAAGCUUGGUGGAUACAUUGUCCCGAAGGGUGCGAACGUCUUUAUAAACAUCUCGCCCAUACAUAUGGAUCCUCGAUAUUGGGAUAAUCCUUUGGAAUUUAAUCCAAAUAGGUUCAUGAGUCUUGAUGGUACAACUAAAUUCGAUUAUAGAGGAUACAAUUCCAACUUUAUGCCAUUUGGGUCGGGGAGAAGAAUUUGUCCAGGAGUCCCCAUGGGUGAGAGAAUGUCGGCAUAUUUGUUGGCUUCGAUGUUGCACUCGUUUGACUGGAGUUUACCAUUUGGCAAAGAGCAUGAUCUCUCAGGCUUUUGA
Helianthus annuus (common sunflower) is the source of this 504-nucleotide messenger RNA. RefSeq names its product cytochrome P450 76C1. Gene Ontology annotation, molecular function: oxidoreductase activity, acting on paired donors, with incorporation or reduction of molecular oxygen; iron ion binding; heme binding. Bases 1 to 504 code for a protein of 167 amino acids. The record is from RefSeq and is a predicted model, not a curated record. NCBI's taxonomy places the organism in Eukaryota, Viridiplantae, Streptophyta, Magnoliopsida, Asterales, Asteraceae. The transcript is spliced from 2 exons.